UUUCACACACUCAUUACAACACUCAAUUGACAUAGACCAUUAAUACAUCUGCUUCAUUAAUUUUCCUCAAUUUUUGUUUUUAGAAUGCCAAAGCGUCUUGCUACACCCCAGAUCACCAUUGAGGAUGGCGUUAAACGGGAUGCAGGCGACAUUAAACGCAAUGAAUACUGCAUGCUGGUUCAUGUCUACCGUCAAAUGCUGACAUUGCCCAAAGAAGUCCGAGAGACCUUUGGACCGGGGAUCCGUAGCCAGCUAGCAAAUAUUACAGGUGUAGGUGAUACGACUGCACAAAAGGCCAUCACCUUUUCCAAGAAGGGCCUAGUUCCUCAAUUCAGUAGUACUUCCAAUGCUGGACGACCUGUCAAGGUUCUAGACGACGAUUAUGCAGCAAAAGUACGAGAGAUUGUGGCGCGGAAACUACCAGAGGGCCAGACCCAUAUGACCAUCCAAAUGAUUCAACAGACACUCUUGAACGAGCAUGGUAUUAGGAAGACUACUCAGACCCUAAGACGCGAUAUGCUGAAAUUGGAUCUUCGAUGGACGGGAGAGCGCUUUGUGCAAGGACGUGGCAAGAAAGCCAAUCCAAAGCCUCCAUCGGCUUGGCCGAAGCGUAAAAGAAUAAAAAAGUCUUCAACUGAAGCACCCAAAGCCGACACAGUGACGGUGAUGGACCAGCAGGCGCAAGGUCAAAUCCAAGUCCAAAUCCAGGAACAUGGACAAGACCAAAUUUUGGCCCAGAUGGAUGUAGUGGCGAUGGCUGAAGUACCACAGCAACAGCAUCAACCUUCACAAAUUGAUCCUCAAGUCGAGGCACAGGUUGUAGCAGCAUUGGAGGCACCUGUUGUUGUCUCUGCAGAACAAGCUGAGUCGGCUGCUCAGGCACAAGCGGAGAUCGCAGCUCAAGUUCAGGCUUUGCUUCAAGGUCGAGCAUAAAGGAACGAGCAUAAAGGAACAAACAUUUCAAUUUUUUUUUUUUUUUUUU
Molecule: messenger RNA, 982 nt
Organism: Lobosporangium transversale
Lineage: Eukaryota; Fungi; Mortierellomycota; Mortierellomycetes; Mortierellales; Mortierellaceae
Exons: 2
Coding region: 85-933 (282 amino acids)
Source: RefSeq, a predicted model, not a curated record